Messenger RNA from Hypoxylon fragiforme, 1515 nucleotides. RefSeq names its product translation initiation factor eIF4e. Gene Ontology annotation, cellular component: cytoplasm; eukaryotic translation initiation factor 4F complex. Lineage: Eukaryota; Fungi; Ascomycota; Sordariomycetes; Xylariales; Hypoxylaceae. The record is from RefSeq and is a predicted model, not a curated record. The transcript is spliced from 3 exons. Gene Ontology annotation, biological process: translational initiation. Bases 359 to 1420 code for a protein of 353 amino acids. Gene Ontology annotation, molecular function: RNA 7-methylguanosine cap binding; translation initiation factor activity.
CCACCACCACGACCAACCGCCAACCUGGCAACCUACAUACCUACUCACAUAGUAGUACAAUACCUCAGUCUCUACCUACCUAUACUACCUGUUCGAUCUACAUAAUUGCUCUACUUGCUACCGACCUACCUGUCUACCUAGUGUCUAUAAUUCUUGAAGCACUUUCUUAAGAACCGAUUAUCCUAUUCGUACCUAUCGUUAUAGCCAAACAUCCUGGAGUAAAACAAGCAGCUAAAUAGGAUAACAUACGUACACUUAUACGAAAAGCUAAGAGAAUAGCUACCAUAGUGCUGGUGGGACUGGGGAGUUUCAACAUACUCGUCCUAUUGAGAGCGGCCGACAAUACGAGGAACUGAACAUGGACAAAAUGGAGAGACAGGAAUCGAUAUGGACUCGCCGUAAUAAUCUCAACAACCUUUCACUGUCUACACCCAGCCAGCCCGAUAAUGCGACUACUCCGCGAGAUUUCUCCAGUCUAGCACGCAGAAAUGGUGCCAGUUCGUCCCACGGCCGCUCUAACCCCCUCAGCGCAACCACCCCUGGUGGUGGCUUGACUUCUCCCACCAGCACUGGAGGGGCUAACCAGUUUGGCCUGGGUUCCGGCGCGUUCGCAUCCUUUGGCUCCGCUAAGACACCCAAGACUCAGGGCAAUCCUUUUGAACAAGCGAUGGGUGCAGUUGGUGCUAAGACCCCCUCCACCGAGAAGACGUCAAAGGAAGCUAUGCGAUCAACCGCUGUGAGCAAACCUUCGAUGAGUUCCAUCGCCGAAGCGAACGUCCAACAAGGCCCCAUGCCGUCCUCACACCCUCUCCGCGACACUUGGAUCUUUUGGUACCGACCACCCAUCACCAAGGCCAACGGGUAUAUCGAGUAUGACAAGACUCUCCACGCUAUGAUGUCGGUGCAUACCGCCGAGGAGUUCUGGCUAGCAUAUUCACACUUGAAGCGACCCUCAUCCCUUCCUACCGUGUCCGAUUAUCAUCUCUUCAAGAAGGGAAUUCGUCCGAUAUGGGAGGAUGACGAGAAUAAACUUGGUGGCAAGUGGGUCUUGCGACUGAAGAAAGGCAUUGCCGAUCGUUACUACGAAGAUCUCCUGAUGGCUUGUAUAGGAGAUCAAUUUGGAGACGAGGCCGAUGAAGUAUGUGGCGUUGUGCUUAGCAUGCGCAACGGAGAGGACGUGCUCAGCAUCUGGACUCGUAGCACGGGACAGAAGGUCCUCAAGAUUCGUGAGACGAUGCGACGCGUGCUUAACUGCCCGCCCGAGACGCGCAUCGACUUCAAGAGUCACGACACUAGCAUGCAGCAGCGCUCUGCCAUCGACGAGAUGCGCCGCGAGAAGGCGGCUCAAAAUCACCAUGGCGAGAAACGAACGCACAACAACAACAAGGUCCGACCGUCGCAAGAUGAACAACGAUCGUAGUUAGAUCGUCGUAGCGCCCGACGUUGGUCUCGACAAGCUCCCGAGUGAUAGGCAAGUCUUUCAUCCCAUGUACUGGUGUUUUGCACAGAAUUACC